UAUCUCUACAAAAUCCUCGAUCAAAAGCCUCCAACUCCGCUUCCCAGCACUUUGCCCGCCACGCAAUUGGACUCGCAAGACGGCUUCAUUCAUCUCUCCACCGCUUCACAGACCACUAAGACCGCCGACCUCUUCUUCGCCUCGGAGCCCACGCUGUGGAUCCUACAAUUACGCGCCGCAGACCUCGACGGCGAGACACGAUUUCCGCCUGAACUGGGAGGUGGAUGUGCACAUGUUUACGGGAGUGUGCGGGGCUUGGGCGCGGCGAAUGUCGAGGAGGUGAUUGAGGUUGUGAAGGGUGAUGCAGCUCAGUGGGCGGCUGUACCGGCAAUGAGGAAACUC
Molecule: messenger RNA, 342 nt
Organism: Dissoconium aciculare CBS 342.82
Lineage: Eukaryota; Fungi; Ascomycota; Dothideomycetes; Mycosphaerellales; Dissoconiaceae
Exons: 1
Source: RefSeq, a predicted model, not a curated record